Molecule: messenger RNA, 8057 nt
Organism: Brienomyrus brachyistius
Lineage: Eukaryota; Metazoa; Chordata; Actinopteri; Osteoglossiformes; Mormyridae
Gene: hoxa4a
Product: homeobox A4a
Exons: 2
Coding region: 6756-7487 (243 amino acids)
Biological process (GO): regulation of transcription by RNA polymerase II; anterior/posterior pattern specification; embryonic skeletal system morphogenesis
Cellular component (GO): nucleus
Molecular function (GO): RNA polymerase II cis-regulatory region sequence-specific DNA binding; DNA-binding transcription factor activity, RNA polymerase II-specific
Source: RefSeq, a predicted model, not a curated record
UCAGUUCUACUUGGUGUUUGUGCCACUGUUGCCGUGGGCCGACCAGGCCAUCCUAACGACCCUUACAAAAGGCGUGCGAGGGCGCCUAACGUGCACCCACGAUUACUUAAUUUGCUGAUUUGACGACAGUAAUCUUCGCAAUAUUGGCGCUGGCAGAUGUUGAACAUGUUAUCAAUGCAGAGAGAUGGGUGGGUGCCCUCAUGGAUAUUUAAUUGCUUCCUUUCCAGUACGUCUUGUUUUCUCAAAUUGCAGUUGAAGCGCAGAUGGGGGGAACAUGACGUUUUCAGAAUUUCGUAAUAAAAACCUGUCGGAUAAGUUGGGUUGAAUUUAUAGAAAUAUUUUAUAAUGGCGGGGUAAUGAUUCGUAAAUCCACUGUUUGAGAAUAUCUACUAGUGUGAGUACUGAUCGGUAAGACUCAAACACAGUAAGCAGAGAGUAUCCAUGAGCUGGCAAUGGCUGCCCAUGAUAUACCCUUAGAAUCAUGUGUCUCUUCACAACUCGGUGCAAUUGCGAAGGUUUUAUGAUGCCAUAAAGAUAACAGCUUAACUAGCGCGAGAUCGCAUGCCUUUGAUGGGGAAAACCCUUUGAUCUGUAGCAUUGGAUGGUUUCUUCGGUUGUAAAGUUCAGAGGACACCUGAAAGUGUCACUCAAACUAAAACUGAAGAGAAAAUCGAUUCUAUUGCGUUACACAUUGCAGACUACUUGCAUUGUGUUGUGCUGGGUAUGAUGUAGCCACAAUUAGGCAUUUUAAUUGUAGUUGUCACGUUAGCGGCUUGGUAUUUGAAUAUAGAAAUAACAUUAUUAUAACACUGCUGAAACACUGUCCGAAUUUUUAUAACUGUCAAUUGUAUAUACACAGUCAAAAUCUACCGUUUUCUGUAAAAGUUUAAGUGCAUCCUAUCUAUCUAUCUAUCUAUCUAUCUAUCUAUCUAUCUAUCUAUCUAUCUAUCUAUCUAUCUAUCUAUCUAUCUAUCUAUCUAUCUAUCUAUCUAUCUAUACACAAUCAACAAAAAUUACAAGUGCAUUUAUGCAACACUAUACUUACAUUAAUCCUGGAAUGAUUGAAUCUAUCUAUCUAUCACAUGCAUUGUUUCCCCAUUUCCCACCACACGAUUUAACACAAUUGUAUUGGAUAAUACGUAAUAUUUCAUAGGCUGCCAUUCUACAUUGACUCCCCAAUGAAGUACUUUGGUACAUUUCUCAAAAAAUCUUCAUUAGGUGCACAAAUCCUGCGCCAUCACAGCGUUCGCGUAUUUCACACCACGGUUUGCGCUUGAGCUUUUCAGUCACAGAUUUCGUCACGGCAACACGUUAUUUUAGUUAUCCCGUUAAGGACAAUAAAAUUGAAUAGUAUGCAGUUUUUACUUCUCACAUUAUCGUGUAAGAUGAAAAUGCGAUCGAAUAAUAAUAGUAAUAAAAUAGACACAUACUAUAUUUUAAUGUGUAUGGAAUUUGUAGUCUUGCAGAAAUGCGAUUUGUAUGUGAUUUGAUUUGAUUUGUAUGUGAUUUUAUAGAUAAAAGCAGAGAAGUAUAGCAAAGCCUUUUGAAUGUAACUAGUGUUCCCGAAAGACUACGAACUAAAUGGAAUAUUUAAUGGAUAUAUUUUGAUUCCAAUAUAUUUUUCUCACAUUCAUUUUUAACAAGUCUGUUAGAGUGUUCCAAGUUAUCAUGCACUUAAAAGCUAUGAGUAAUAUAUCUAUUUUGCCACCAGAACAUUUGCUCGUAUGUUUUAUCGUUUCAUUCUCGAUCUUAUAUGAUGCUGGGUUCGCUGUCCAUGCAGCAAACGAUUCCUUUAUGCAUAGUUUAUUCAGAUCAUCACAUUUCAGAAUUCCACUUAAACCUGUUAGCAGAACUCCUUGAUACCAACUUGCUUUUAUGUUGCCUAUUAAAACAAGAUCACGGAUGCUUGCGUUUUAAGCGACUGAAUCAAACUAGAAUCCAUUGACGCUGUUUAGCCUCGCUGAAAACUGGCAUUUAGUAUACGGGAAGAAAAAUUAACACGUCACAUCUCGCAGUUCACAGCGAGGUCACAAAUAGCAGUAAGAUAAAUCUGCACAGCCUUAGAGCCACCAGCAGAGUCCGCUUUAGGCCAAGUUCACCGUCAUCAGCUUGCGCUGCAACAAACUGAACCGGAAAUUAGUUGAGUGCUUUGAUAUUAAAAACACGUGAGGCCACACAAUAUUUGAUUUACUUAGUUUUGUGGCCCUACUUGACACUUUUUGUAUUCCACAGGUAGCUUAUUGCUGUAAUUAUACUGUAUAGCCUGAAGUUGAUAAAAACUGCCCCCAAAUCUGCAAAUGUUUAAAUUCAGGCCAGGCGUAAACUGCUUAAUGAUUGGCGUUAUAAUUCUGCUGAUACCACUAGCCAUUUUCAUCCACCGCAGACACAGUUGGGCUGCUAGCCAUGGCGCGAUGCUGGGGCGGAUGGGCGUGAGGAAAAAUGGGGGUCAAAAGUUUACGCGCUGGACAAGUCCUGGUCAUCUGUUCAGCCAAGGCUUGAUGCCAGCGUUAUAAUAGCGAUCUUGACUCCCAGCACAAAAGAUAAAAUAGCUUUGAAUUACACAUGUAUCACGGUGGACUCCAGGUGAACCCGGGAGACGCAGUAACCCGGGGUUAUGAACCGCGGGGUGUGAGGCUCCCUCACUGGCUUGUACCAGCUGGUAAUCUUUGCAUUUUAUUAAGGUAUUAAUUACAUUUGCUUUGGAAUUAAAAACAUUUACAGCUGGAUUGUGAGCAAUAAUAUGUCAGAAUAAACACAUAGAAAAUGCUAAAGGACAAAUGUGAAUGUUACAAUAGUAUCUUGCUAAAAUAUUCGAAAACACGUUAGUUUUGUGGUCUGCUUAUUAUUUUUUUCUACAACGCAAGUACGAACUUCAAAUACACAAAUGCACAAUAAUACAUUUCGAAUCUCGUGAAAAUUCACUGCGUGGAAGCGUAACAUUAAGUUAAACGUGGUUUUCUUUGAGGUCAUAUGGUAACGAACGUUAUUAAUUAAGUUGGAAAAGCUGAUUUUUCUUCUGUGAUCGGAUUGAAAAGAUUCCAUGAAAUUCCAUAAAAUCAUUUUUUUUCUCAUCCAUAUUGAUCUGUAACAGAAAUCGAACCGGGGCUGUAUUUUCUUUUCCAGAAUAACCUAUAAACACGUAUAUUAAAUGCCCAAGUAUAGGGAAACGGCAUCUAUUUGCCUAAGAUCAUGUUGAUUGUCCGUAAUAAUUUGUUGUUUGUUGUGUGGGCUUAGGAGCGCGUGUACAUCCUUGGAAUGGUGACAGAAGCUACGGAAAUCCUAUUUUUUUCCUGAACGAAACAAUUAUACAUCAGAAUUAUAUAAUCAAUUCCUGAAGCUAAACAAAAUGAGAUUUUACGAUUUGAUUUGAAGUCAGUUAAUUGCGCCCUGCCGAAAUUAAGGCGAGUCUUACAUUAUUUCAACUAUAUAUUAUUAAAAUGAAAUAUUUCUAUAGAUCUUCUGUGAAGAUGUAAAAUACAUAGUUUAAAACGAAAUAAACUUGCUCCAGUUUGCCCAGAUUUGACCGAAACGAAUACAUUUUCAUUUUUGUUUUGUUUGAAGAAUUAACUACGCUGAAAUAAAUUUUUAAAAAUGGCAACGAUUUAGAGAUUAUGAAAAACAAAGAAAUGCCGUUGUAAGAAGUGUAACUUAAUUUGGUGAUAAAUCCAACUAUAAACAAUUACGUAUAUGGGUUUUUCUCGAAUAAUCGAGCAGUUUUUGGAUUGCUAUGCAUAUUAUGGUUGACGUUUUUGAGGAUAUUGUCUCCGAACUGACCUGGAUCAUUUUAAACACAGUAAAUUUAUUUAAAUAUACUCUUAAUUAAUAACUUUGCUGAUAUAAUAAUGAUUGAACUGUGAUCAAUUAAAGUAACAUUACAAUAAUUUCUCAUUAGAGUUGAUAUUAUUUAAUACUAUUCAAGUCAAGUAUUACUCAGUUUAGCUUUUCUUAAACCAUAUAAGAUAUGGUUAUGGUUUUCAAAUAAACAAAUUUUUUAUGCUUCCCAACUUAAAAAGGUGUUUUCCAUUUCAUUAAUUGUUCGUACUGCAUGAUUUCAUCCCGGCCAUUUCACUAAAGUUAUACAUCAAAGAACAUAUGAAUAUUAGGACGCAAUAUUACAUUAAAGUAAAAUAUUACGAUAACUAAUGACGUGGGCCUUUAUAUGUACCUCAGUAUGUAAAGGAGAUUCUCUUUAGAGGGCGAACUUACAAUUUCAUGCCUGUUUUAUAACGAAGAACAAGUCUUAAGUCGUUAUAAUCUUAAAACACAACCGAACAUAUGCAUGGCUACAUUUAUUGGGAUUGUAGUUUUCGUUUUUCUUUAAACAUGUAGAGUUCUACACUAAGGUCUUGAUCAAUGGAUACUUAAAGUAUAUAAACAUAAAGAUACAGGAUAAGCGCUUUUCGAGAAGCUCGUCAAGACUUCCCUUGUAAGAACUGUACUAUAAUCAGGGCAAAGCCAAUUAAAAUAAGGUGGGCACGUGUGUAUGAGUACGUGUAAUGUUUUUUGCACAUAGCCUAUCCAUAAUAUUUAGAAUUCCAAGUGCUUAAUAUAAUUGCAGAGUAAUAGUUACUCAAGAUUUAUGGUCUAUCGUAAAUAACAGCAUUCGGCACUAAAUCCAAACCGUAAAACAAACAUGUGAAUGCGUACUGUGCUAUUUUGUAAAUUCUCAUGCACUGCACAAAUGGCGGCAUUUAUUUGAUGCUGCAGACGUUAAUUCCGCUUUUUGGGUAUUUUCUUUUUCAUUCUGAAGAAAGACCUGGCAUAUUCAUACGAAAGGAUAUAAAUGUCUUUGAAAUCACAACUUCAUGAGUUGUAAAGGCGUUUCGUCAUUUUUUUUGUCUUUUUGAGAGCAACUGGGUGCUGACCCCUGCCCAUCGCUUCGUUAUCUCCCCUCAUAGACCCUGGAAAGCGAAGUCCAAGUCUGGGGUGAAUUUCAGGUCACUGCGUCUAACAAAUAUGAAAAUGGCCUCCUGAAGGACACGCCUUGUUGUUUAACAAAGACUGUCAAUGUCCAAGAUUAAUAAGACAAAAUGGGGAUGGUGUCACUUUUCGGUCAGUAUUAAGUUAGAGACGAUCUGCUUGUUUAAGGGGACACAGAACCCAAUUUUUGAUUUUCCUGAGGCUUGCCGGUGGUCACAGUGCUCGCUUCGCGUGAGCACUGCUGCCUAUCUUCCGUAGCAGCAUGUUUGACAGUCGAAUGGAAGACAGUCAAAUGGGAGCAGGUCAUGAAAAGGAUGGAGAGGACACACUGUAUCACGUAAGGGAACUUGGAAAAUCGAGAUUUUAUAACUCAGUUAAUUUUCUUAAUGAGACUGUCCUAAAACACCGUUGUUACCUUUGAGUCAGUGCAGUCAGAGAGUAACAUACGUGAUAUAUAGUGACGAUGUUGCUGAAAGUUCUACGUAUGGGAUUUUCAGAGACUGUAGCAUACAGCCUGCUCUGUCUUAAAAUUACCGUAAAUCACAGAGAGAAGCAAAAAACAUAUACCUCGACAUUAGUUUGCAGGCUUCCAACCACUGCAUCCAAAAAAGGCUAUCUCGUCGGGUUCAGUACUGGAUGGAACGAAGAUUAACGAAACCAAUCCACACCACACAUCUUAAAUACCUUUAUAUGUGUGGGUUUGUUAUAUAGGUCGAAUUACCGGAACAAUAAUAUGAUUUAGUGUAACAUAUCACUUUCUUGAAUUGUAGUAUGGACGAAGGUGUGUUCAUUCUCAAAUAUGUUUCACGAUUUAAAUCUGCUCAAAGGGCACUAAUAAGAGUUGCGCGUCACACCACUUGAAUUCAAGUAAACGACCUUAACUUUACAUAUUUCAAAAACCUUAGAAAACGUUUAUUUUGUCUUUGUUUUUUCCUGUCGUGUACUGGAAACAGUAACCUUGAUUUUACUGUUAGUUUUUCAUUCCUAAAGUAGGCGAAAUCUUUCUUAUUCCUGUUAUCUUGUUCUACCCAACGCAAUACACGUAGAUUUAAGAAAUUGGUUAACUGAAGAGUAUAUAUAUGAAAUUGUUUUCAACAGGCGAACUCGGAAUGUAUUAAAGAGUCACCGGGCGGUUUUACGUAAGAAACGUAACUCUGGUAAACUGACAAUAUAUAUACAAUUAAUUGAGUGGAAAUAAUUUUAUAUGUGCAUAAUAUAGGUUUACCUUGAGUGCCUUUAAAACAAUUGUCAUGGAAUUUCCAUUGAUUUAUUUAUGUCACGGCAAUAUUACAGGUUCGUAUUGUAAGGAUUUUUGCUUCGUCUUCUUAAAACUCACCUUUGUUAACACCGAAAAGGUGUUUAUCAAUUUCGUGUGCAGCUGCUACAUGCUAUAUUACUUCAAAUAAAGGAUUCAAAUUAUUUAAUUAUUGGAUUUGACCAAAAUGAGAAAGCAUUGGUUUGAUGUUUUUUUCCUGAUACUAUGUGACAUUGGUUGCAGUUAUGUUACAAUGCAUACCAAUACAACAGUGAUUUUCAAGCUAAGAGAACGUAAUAUAGCACAAAACAUACUGAAAACAUCUUUCAUCAUUGCAUUUGCCUUACAUUUUGGUAUAAUUAGUAACAUGCAAAGGUGGACUGUCUAGUCUUUUCGUUGUGUUCAUAGCUAAUUUCUAUUGGUGUCUCUUUACACGAUGCCCACUGGAGAUUCAGUGAUUGGUGGAUUGUCUCACGUGAUCUUCCAACUUUGUACAUUUGACAGGAGUAGGAGGGUUUUUUGUUGAGAUCAGAAAAACGAAAGCACGAUAAAAAUUAGCAAUAUUGCACUUCACAAAUUAAUGACCAUGAGUUCAUAUUUGAUAAACUCAAACUACAUGGAACCAUCUUUUCCUCCAUGCGAGGAAUAUCAGCAGAAUGGAUACCUUCCUGCCCCUUCUGAAUACUACGAACGGCCGAAAGAUCCAGGCUUCUCUAAUCACGAUGAGGCAACCUACCAGCGGUCAAACUACACGGAAUCAAACUACGACUUCAAUGCCACUUCGACUGGACUGGACGGCUUUGCCGAAGGUGGUCAUGUUCAGACCCAGUCCGGUCGUCAGAAUUCGGAUCCCCUGCGGAUUCCGAGCAGUGAAGGUGCCGUAGCCAUUACCAAGGAUUCUAGUCUCUCCAACGACACAUUUACGCACAUACAGAAGGCGAAAGAACCCGUGGUGUACCCUUGGAUGAAAAAGGUGCACGUUAACACCGUGAAUUCCAGUUUCACUGGGGAAGUGCCCAAGAGGUCCCGCACCGCCUACACCCGACAGCAAGCUCUAGAGCUUGAGAAAGAAUUCCAUUUCAAUCGUUACUUAACUAGACGCCGACGUGUGGAAAUAGCACACACAAUGUGCCUGUCGGAACGGCAGGUAAAGAUCUGGUUUCAGAAUCGAAGGAUGAAGUGGAAGAAAGACCAUAAACUGCCAAAUACUAAGGUCCGUUCUGCCAGCUCAACGGCUGGACACCAACAAAUCAAAACACCCACUCGUCAACAGCAACAGCUUGUCCCAGCGCCCUGUACAGCGAGCUUAUAGUAACCGAAUGAGAGAGAACCAUUGACCAAACAGAUUGAGGAGGCGAAUGCAGAAUUUGGACAUACAUUGAAGAAUGUGACAUUAAUUCUGAAGUGAUGACCACUUGCCUAUUCUCACUGUCCGUGUUUGAAUUAUUAAUAGCUAAGAGCGCGGGUUUGAGAGUAUUUCGCAAAAUAUAUUUGAAAUUCCGAAAAGACUGAAAGGGCGCAGAAGUCUCCAUCUGGUGUCUUGACCGUCAUUUUGUGUAGAUUGAGAUAUACUCUUGAAAAUAGAUAGCUUAACUGUUUUAAGGGUAAAUUUUCUGUCACGUCCAGGUGACUGACCUAUGUAUAUAGAACGAACCCUCCCAGACGUACAUUAUGUAUGUUUGGUGAAGAUAAUAGCUCUUUAGUGCUAUUGGAAAGUCGUUUUCUGUGUUUAGGCCUAUUCGUGAGUGUAAGUUUUGUGAAGCAGUGAUUUGAACUGUGUUCAUUACUGUGACGUUAUAUCAGUUUUUUGGAUAAUAAAAUAAGUGUUAUAGUCUAUGCAAGGCACAAUAGAAGUUAAAUAAAAUAUGUUUAUAUGUCCAGA